AUGUCGUGGUCCGAAUAUGUAUCUGGCUCGAGCGGACUUAUGGCUCACUACGAUAAGAUCUCAGCCGGUGGAAUCUUCGGCCACAACGGCUCAACCUGGGCGCAGCAGGGGAUGGAUCACACCACUACUUAUUACAAUGAAAUUACAGAUAUCGUCCAGCUUUUCACUAACCCCAAGGAAGCCUACUCUAAGGGCUUCACUCUGAACAACCAGCAAUUCGUCCUGCUUCGAAUCCAAGACGAAAAGACCAUCCUUGCUCGUGGAAAAACACCAAACACUGCGCCCGUUACCAUCCAAAAGACAAACCAAGCAGUCGUCAUCGCCAUCGGAGAAAAGGACGCUCAGGCUGGUUCCAUUUCUACUGCCGUUGAUGGAGAAAUGUCCCUUCUCCUUAUCGUGACGUCUAUACGAUGUCAAAACCUGCCAAAAAAGAACUGUAAAUGUCACGUGAAUAUCUUCGUAGAAGAUGAGAGCUCCAAAUCGAUUCAGUCCGCGUCGACAAGUGUCAAAUCCGGGAGCAAUAAACCAGAAUGGCAUGAUUUAUCGCUCCCUUGGUUGAAAAUCAAUCCGCUGGUAAAAGUCAUCCUCGUUGUGAAAGAAAAUUCUUUCGCUGGUCGAAAUCUUCUCAAAGUCACCAUCCCCUUCGAAGACAUCGAAAGCGCCAGAAGAAGUGGAAAUGACGAUGUUGGAAAAGGAUCGCUAGUUGUUCGAAAAGGAGAGGCGUCAAUUAUGAUCACAUUCGAUCUCAUUGAACCAGAUCGCCCUGACGCGGCAAACACGAUUUCUCGCCGAGCAACUGGCGCUACCGCUCCUUCCAUCCGCUCGUCCGUAGAAACUCUGAAUUCUGCUCGCUCGUUGCACCAUAUUGACAACUCAGAAGAUCCAGAAACCUUCGAUUCUUUGGAAGAAAUGCUCGCGACGGCGAUACGAAGCUCCAGCGAAAGAGGCAACUCUUUUUCAGAAACACUUCUUCGCCAAUUUGAGUCGAUUUGUCUGUCACAAACUGACUGCCAGGAAAAAGAAGAACAAGAGGACGAAGAUGAGAGCGAGAAUGAUUCGGUUUUCGAGGAGCAGACAAAUAACUCAAGCGAGAAAAACAGAUCGGACUCGUAUCACAAGGCGAUGAUCGGAAGACCACAGCUGGAGACCGUCUCGCAUAGUCCUACAGUAAUGUCGCCUCUAACAGAAAACUUCACCAUUCAAAUCGAAAACGCCGGUUCUUUGUCCUUUCUCAAGACGCCGGAGUAUUUAAUCGUCCAAGAAGUGACCCAUGCGGAGCUAAAAUUCGGCGAUAGAAUUCACAAAAUCAACGGAAAAAGCGUCUAUGAGAUGCAGAGUCCUGAACUGGCGCUUGAAGGAGUGGUAGAAUUGGAAAUUGAAAGAAUCGUGACGAUAAAUGAACUGAAGACGAGAGCGUUCUCCAGUAGAAAGAAAUCUGCCGCGGCAGAGGGGAAGAAAAGAUCAAAACACAGGCUUUCGGUCAGCAGGAGAACGCAAAUGACAGCAAAAACGCCUUCAGUUGACGCCACCAGCGACCCCCACUCGUCUAGAAACCAAAUGCAUUCAUUCAAGAGCAGCACUAUGCGUCGCAGAUCCGUCCAGCGAAACCGCGCCACCGUCGUCCCCCAAUCCUUCACAAAACGUUAUGCAUCAAUGAAGCGCGCCAUGUCCCGGAAAAUCGAGCACAACAUGAUGUCCGAUCGCGACUAUCAUCUCCAAGUCAAAAAGUUCAUCCUAUCUGCCGACUUCUUCAAAGAGCUGGAAAAGAACGAAAACGCGCGUCAUUUCUAUCUUGAGAACUCGACGGUCCGGACAUUGGUGAAUCUGAUGCGGACGAAGGAGAAUUUCUUCCAGCAACAUUUGAGUACGCAGGCGUUUGUACAGUUUAUAAAUAUUUAUGUUCCAGAUAAUGCAAGUUUACCUCCAAGUUGGAUCGCCUUGAAAGACUCAAAGAAUCGAGAAUACUACGCAAAUAUAGAACUACACUUCACAACAUUUUUUCACCCAGCCGCAGUUCACGCACUGACUCCUUCAUCCUCACCUGCUUCUGAAAAUCUAUCCGAAUAUCACGCCUCAUCAAAUGGAGACAACGCACAAGAUUCGACGACGAACAGAGACACCAGCUCUAGAAACUCAUCAGACCCACUUUCAUACCCAGAUCAAGUUGUUAUCUUCCUCAACAAGCGUUCCAACGCUUACAUCGCUCAGAAAAUCCCCGCUCUUAAAAAUUCGCCAAUGACGAUGAAAGUCCUUGAGAAAAUACGCGCUGGAGGAGUGGCCGCCUUCCAUAAUCACGUGAACGCUGGCGGCCUGGCUCAAAUUUUAUCGGUUUUCCACGACGAAAUCAGUUCAAUCUCUCUGGGAACUCUCGAUCCAUCACGAGCUCCUUCCAUCGCCUCGACGAAGAGAACGACAGAAAAGAAGGAAAAGAUAACGAGUCCUUUUGAAAAGACGCUGUCUGAGUUUUACUCGAAACUCGACGAAAAGGGAUAUGGAAAAGGACCUGGGAAAAUCAAAAUGCCACUCGAAAGAGACUCAUUCGUCAGAGAUGCGUUUAAUUAUUUGAGAUACAAGUCGGUGAAACAGCUACAGAGGCAAAAACUGCAGAUAACUUUUCGAGGAGAAGAAGGUCUAGACUACUCUGGUCCAUCCCGAGAAUUCUUCUACCUCGUUUCGCACAACCUCUUCAAUCCUUAUUACAACUGGUUCGAAUACUCGGACGCAGACGACUACACAGUUCAGAUCUCCCGUCACUCCCUUUAUAAUUGCUCCCACGACAAAGAGAUGGUCUCCGCAUGUAAAGAAUGGUUCCGCUUCAUCGGACGCAUUCUCGGAUUGGCGCUCAUUCAUCGCUACUUGAUAGAUGCAUACUUUAUAAAACCGAUUUAUUCGCUUUUGCUGAAAAGAAAAUUGACACUGGAUGAUUUGAAGUUUUAUAAAAGCUUGAAGAGAACCCUGACUCCGGUGCAGAAAGGUUCUCGAGCACAGGUCCCCCCUUUCAUAUCAUCAACUCAGUAUAUGGAGGACAAUUCCAUCGACGACGCUUACCUCUUCAUGGACUUCACGGUCAUCGAGGAACGUUUCGGCAAAAAGGAAGUCAAAGAACUCAUCCCAAACGGUGCCGAAGUAGAAGUCACUGAUGCGAACAAACACGAAUACAUCGAGAAACUCGUCAAUUGGCAUUUCUAUGACGGUGUUCGGCCGCAAAUCGCUGGCCUUGUGCAUGGGUUCAAUGAAGUUGUUAAUGUUAAGAUGCUGGAAAAGUUUACUGCUUCGGAUUUGGAACUAGCGUUGUGUGGAACGCAGGAGAUUGACUUGCAGGACUGGAGGAGUCAUACAGAGUACCGAGGAGGAUACUUUGACUCCAACGAUACAGUCGAGCUCUUCUGGAAAUACCUCGAAGAACUCGACCACGAACACCGACUCAAAUUCCUCCAAUUCGUCACCGGCACUUCUAGCAUCCCUUACGAAGGCUUCUGCGGUCUCCGAGGACCAAACGGCCCAAAACCCUUUUGCGUCGAACAAUGGGGCACGAUCAAGGAUCUUCCAAGAGCGCACACUUGUUUCAAUCGGAUAGAUUUGCCGCCAUACGCGACCAUGGCUCAGCUGAAAUCAAAAAUCGAGCUGGCAAUCCACGAAUGCGCAGAAUUCGGCCUUGAAUAA
This is a messenger RNA of Oikopleura dioica, 3663 nucleotides long. The record is from the annotation of a GenBank genome assembly. NCBI's taxonomy places the organism in Eukaryota, Metazoa, Chordata, Appendicularia, Copelata, Oikopleuridae.